This is a messenger RNA of Racocetra fulgida, 448 nucleotides long. Lineage: Eukaryota; Fungi; Glomeromycota; Glomeromycetes; Diversisporales; Gigasporaceae. The record is from the annotation of a GenBank genome assembly.
AUGAACAAUGAAGAUACAAGUGCUGAUAGGAUUUCAAAUAAUUCUGUUUCAACUAGUGAAUCAGAAUCUGUACAAUCUGUGCAAACUGAAUCUAUAAAUUCAUUAUAUUGUUCCAAAGAAAUUCAAUUUAAACUACUCCAAGAAAUUCAAAAUGAUGAUAAGUAUGGAAAAUCUACUGUAAAAAAAAGAAAAUCAAAUAAUUCUAUAUUACCUCUUGACGCUUAUUAUGACCCACAAGAAAAUAUCAACAAAGCUAAAGAAACUAGAGCAAAUAAAGUGUUAAUUAAAUGGAUAGUGUCUAAGUUAGAACUUUAUAUUAAUGCUAUUAAGGAAUCAUUAGAUCAACCAUGGGCUAGUAGUAUUACUUGGAAACCUUUUAUAAUGCAAGUUCAUCAAUUUAUUAGUAUUAUUCAAAAAUAUAUUGAAUAUCUUGAAAAUGUUAAUCAAA